CAUGGACGCGGAGUGACGCGCAUGCGCAGUGACUGAUUACGGAAAGCAGAGAUGUGAUGUUCCCCAGACGCGUUCGGGAUCAACAUUGACGCACUUACAAACAAAACCUUAAUAUUUAUCAAGAUGAAAUUAACCCGGAAACUUGUUCUGGCUCGGGCUAAAGCAUCGGACCUGGAAAGUGUGAAGAAAUUAAACUGCUGGGGCUGUAAUCUGACAGACAUCUCCAUAUUUGAGCAGAUUCCUAAUGUCGAGGUUCUCACACUGAGUGCGAAUCACAUCUCGUCUCUGGAGCACAUCUCGUCCUGCCAGCAUCUGAGCGAACUCUACCUGCGACGCAACGACAUCCACUCGCUGUGUGAACUCCAGCAUCUGAGGGGUCUGAGUUACCUGAAGGUCCUGUGGCUAGCGGAGAACCCGUGCUGUUACUCUAGCGACCCGAACACAUACCGGCUGACCGUCAUCAGAACCCUGCCCGGACUGCACAAGCUCGACAACCAGCUGAUUACAGAGGAGGAACUCGCACAAGCAUUAAAGGAAGGGGAGGAGCUUGUGAGCCCUCCAGGCCCCGCCCCCACCAGCUCAACCAAUGGCCUUACAGAAGCAGAGUCCGAGAACGACCCUCUUAAUUACAGUAUGGAGGAAACCAAUAAGAUCCGCGCUCAGCUGGGAAUGAAGCUUCUGCCGAGAGACAAGUUCCCCUCGCUGGCGUCCCCGAGAGAGGCCGGAGACAAGAGGAAGUGUCACACACUCGAGGCCGUUCUGCUCCUGCUGAAGGAUCUGGACGUGGAGGAGCUGAGGAUCGUUCAGUCGGUCACGGAGAGCAAGCUCAGAUCUCGCAGUCGACAGAGAGAGAGAUCUCCUGUCUGCUCAUGA
Rhinichthys klamathensis goyatoka is the source of this 873-nucleotide messenger RNA. It is a transcript of the gene cfap410, whose product is annotated as cilia and flagella associated protein 410. Gene Ontology annotation, molecular function: protein binding. Gene Ontology annotation, cellular component: U4/U6 x U5 tri-snRNP complex. The record is from RefSeq and is a predicted model, not a curated record. Bases 124 to 873 code for a protein of 249 amino acids. Gene Ontology annotation, biological process: cytoskeleton organization; mRNA splicing, via spliceosome. NCBI's taxonomy places the organism in Eukaryota, Metazoa, Chordata, Actinopteri, Cypriniformes, Leuciscidae. The transcript is spliced from 7 exons.